AAUACUUUUGCAAGGCACUGUAGAACUGAUAUGUCAUCUUGAAAGGCAAUUUAAAAUAAAAUAAAAAAAACAAUCGAUAACAUUAUGCUGAAUAAGUGUACAGUAUGAUAAUGUCACAUGAUGCAUGAACAACGAAAUGCGAACGUGGCCGGUAUGUUAACGUAACAAAGCUAUUAAGAGUUAUUCAGAUAACUAUAGCCAGGGGUGAAAGUGGGCCAGAACGGUCAGGAAUGCAGUUCCGGUAUAAGAUUCAGAGCUGGAACGCAGUUCCGGUAUAAGAUUUAUGGCCGGAAUGCUGUUCCGGUACACGGUGCUUUGAUUCCGAAAAUAUGACGGCAACUGUCAAAACGCUAUGUAAAAAAAAAAAUGCUAAGAUGCCACACUUGAAUUUCAUCUCCAAGGAGAAAACAAUCUACCAACAUCAGAUUUACAUACACAAGGGUUAACAACAAGCAUAAUAAAGUGCUUAUGUAGCAUAAUCCUUUCCACUAAUAUUUAUUUUAUUUAUUUUUUUCCACGGACGGCAUGGAGGUUUCCCCAGCUGCUGCAGUUAUGUCUGACGAUGAGUCAUGUCAAUGUGCGAAUGCACGCAGCAAAGAAAAACGGCUGGACUCAUUUAUCCGUUCAAUUGGCUGACAUACUCACAUGUGAUCAGCAGAGAUAGUUAGCUCUGAUUGGUUCAAAUGUGCAUGUUUCCUGGAGCAGCAAAAAAAAAAAAAAAAAAAGUUGAAUUGAUGCGACAAAAAAGGGCAAUGCAACAUAAAAUGGAUCAAGUCUUUAGGAGCAAGGAAAGAGUUGAGGAGGCUUAUUUAUAAUGAUUAGUUUUAUUUGCUCUGAUGGGGAGGUUAUGAACAUCUUAGCUGUCAAUGUGCACUUUGGACUUAUAUUUGUUAUAUUUAUGUUAGGCUACUUAUUCAUUUCCUUAUGAUUUAAAAAAGUAAAACUUUGCGCGAUCUUCAAAAUACAUUCCAUUUCACGCUGCAUAAUAUAAGUCAUUUGUACUUAUUUUUCUGAAUGUAUGUUACUUAUUUCUUAUUUUAAAAAAAGUAAACGUUUACAUUAAGUUCAAUUUUAAUAUACACCCAAUGUUCUUAAGUAAUAAAAAUUGAGAUUUGGCACUUAGUGUGUGAGGAAAUGAGGGGAAAUAAAAAUUAGGAGGUGGUUGGGGUUACUGCUGUUUUUGUUUUCAUUUUGCAAAUCAUUGAAAAAGUACAAUUUUGAAUGAAAAUCAAUUUUUGUAUGUGUUAUAGAAAUGACUGUGCCCAAAAAAUUUUCUUUGCAUUUCAGUAGUUUUAGGAGGUUUAAACCCCCCACCCAGAACAAAAAAAUAAAAAUAUAUGAAUAAAUAAAUAAAAUUUCUGGCUCCGUGGUGACCUUCCCGUCGGGGAGUUCCGGCAAGAAAUUCUAACCACUUUCACCCCUGACAAUAGCAUAAAGAACAUGCUAACAAGUUUCAUCAAGUUUCAUCAUCAAGUGUCACUCCAAAAUACCAAAAUAAAAUGUGAAAUGAUAUAAUAAUGUGUAAAUAAUUUCACACAUAAGUCGUUCCAGAGUAUAAGUCGCACCCCUAGCCAAAUUAUGAAAAAAAACUGCAAUUUAUAGUCCGAAAAAUACUGUAAUCAUAAUUAACUAUGUAUAUUAAAAGAAAAACAUUUUGGGGGGGGGGAUGCCGCGAGCUGCCCACACUGGCGUUGCGAUCAACUGCUCGAUCGUGAUUGAUGUAAUGAGCACCCCCUGAUUUAGCAUACCAAUUAAUUAGGUUUAUAUACGUGAGAUAUUUAGCCCUGACUCCCGUUCACCCAAUCUGUUUGGUCCCAUUCAUGUCCCAUCCCGGGCCAAAAGUGUACAUGCAGGUUAUGCUGUUAUAUCGUUCCUACCAAUGUUGAGAUCAAACUUGCCCUUGCUCUUUAGCUAGAUUCAACUUGUUGAACCACAUUGAAGAGCGGCGACCAUUCACUGUUUCAGAUGAGCGUGCACAUUCCCAUUCACAAAGUCAAAAAAAAAACAACUAAACUCACCAGCGUCCAGCGCGCUCUUAUUUUCACAACAUGACAUGUAAAGUAGAAGUGGAAUAACAUAGCCAUUUUACGAGUCUUCUUGACAGCGAUAGACGUCCAAUCCAUUUGAGCUGGGAUGGAUUCGCUGCCAUACCUCCCAGUUCAAAUGGAUUGGACGUCUACUAGAGACAAACUCAUUCAAAUUCACAGCAGAAGGAUAAAAAGAACCAUACGAUUGCACGUCCAUCGCCGGCAAAGUAAACUUGUUUAUCUCCAGAUGUGAUUUUUGAGGUCACAUGAUGUUUAUACACUGACAUGUGUACUAUGUGAGUGCGUGAAAGGGCUUUUUGGAAAGUCAUCACUGCAGGAGAACAAUCCAGUGCCUCGUUGUGAUACAACACAUUGUGCGUUUGUGUGCGAACCCGCUCGCAUAAAUACGACGGUUAGGCGCACGCUGCCGAUUCUGAGGACGAUGGCUGCAGUGCUUCCUAUCUUGUACUUGCUGACGCUGCCCCUGCUGAGUGAGGCCGUAGACACGUACACGCCUGGCAAGCAGCAUAAGGUGUUACAUCUAGGUGAGAAGACACGCAUGUAUCAUCAUAAUGUGGUUGGUGGCGAUCUCAUGGUUGUACGUUUUCUUGUAGACUGGCCUAAAGACUGCGGUACGGCUUAUUUCAAGCCCAACACGGUAGAGAGGAUCGUGUCAGGGAAUGAGGCUAGGCCGCACUCCUGGCCUUGGCAGGUCUCUCUGCAGGUUCGCCCCAGAGGCGGUAAACACCACAUUCACGUGUGUGGAGGAACUCUGAUCCACAAGAAUUGGAUCCUCACUGCUGCUCACUGCUUUCAAAAGGGCAAGGCCGAAGACGCCGGGUCGUGGAGGAUCGUACUGGGCAAGCACCGACUGAGGCGCUCUGAAACGGCCGAGAGGGUUUUCCCAGUGAAGCGCAUUUACAGGCACGAAAACUUCCGCUACCCGACGCACAGCGAGCUGGACUACGACAUCGCCCUGGUCAAGGCAGACGCCGACAUCCUGCCGUCCAACUUCAUCCGUUACGCCUGCCUCCCACGCAAGCAGAGCAGUCUCAAGCCGGGACACUACUGCUGGGUGACCGGUUGGGGGGACAUCCGAGGUGGGAAGGAGAAUGUUUCCCUAGCGGAAGCCCUUAACCAAGCCCGUCUCCCAAUCAUCGACUUCAAAACCUGUCGGCAGAAGAAGUUCUGGGGCGACCGCGUGCGAGACUCCAUGAUCUGUGCCGGCUUCAGGGACACCGAGGAUCCGCCCGCUGCCUGUCAGGGAGACUCGGGCGGUCCUCUUCUUUGCCAGUUGGGCCGCGAGCGCUGGGAAGUGCAUGGCGUGGUGAGUUUCGGCCCUAUCGGCUGCACCGUUGAGAACAAGCCCAGUGUCUUCACCCGAACCGGUGCUUACAUCCCUUGGAUCGAAGCCACUCGCAUCCGAGACUUCUUCCUGCACUGACGCCGCUACCUUGACAAUAAAUCAUUUGUUUUUAUAAAAUGGCAUUUCCCAGUAAUUUAUUACAUCGGUUGAUGACAGACGUACUAUUUUCACAGUACAGCUUCUAAUGAUGGUUACCGUCAAAUAAAUACAAGAGUAGCACUGAUUGUAAGGCAAAGUUCUUAAAAGAUUCACUCGCAGACACACCGAUACGCGCAUACACACACCAAGCACUUCAUUUCAGAGUCUGAACGUUGCCUCCUGGAGAUAAUUUGGCCCUAAUGUCAGAGGAGGAAUUUAGUAAAGCCUAGACGACGAUGACGACGUUCCAGUCAGAUGGUCCCAGUUAUUGUAGACGGCGUAUGCACCGGACAAGGCCAGACCGGCCAAACCCCCCCGGGCCACACCCUUCAGGCCGCCUGCCGAAGAUCAUAAUCAGUAAAUAUUAUAGAAAUUCACUCAGAAAAGGACAAUUUUAACAUCUGAAAAGAAACCUACCGGCUGCCUUGAAUAGCAUCCCCGUUAGGGUGCCGGCGGCUAUCGUGUUGAUGUCGUCCUCCGCGCCGCGGGCCUUUUCGAUUACCACGCCGAACGCGCUGUACAACAGGGCUGUGUACGCGCAAUAGAAAUCAAUGCCAUUAUAGACAUUUAUGCCAUGUCUAUGUAUUUCUAUUGCAAGUCUGUUUUGAGGCUUACCUACUGAACCCAAAGUGUUGGCCCAUGAAGCACCUUGCCUCGUUACCAUGUUGAUAAUCCUGGAGAGACAAAAAUAGUAGUGCUGCAACGAUUAAUCGAUUAACUCGAGUAUUCGAUUAGAAAAAAAUAUUCGGAUUAAAUUUUGUUGCUUUGAGUAUUUGUUUAAUUAAAGUGGCGUAGUAAUGGUAUAUUUUGAAAGUGUUUGCAUUUAGUUUUAUUGAGUAGGGUGGAUACACUGCCCUCUGGUCUGCCUAAUUUCACAUGGCUGAAUGCAACUGCUCCCUGUUAAGACCAACGUAAGCUAAGUUUUUGUUUGAGCUAAUGUAUUUUUAAUGCAUUCAUAAUUUAGAUUAUAGGUAUAUUUAGUCGUUUUUUUGUAGGAAUAUGUAUUUGAACCAUUUGUUAGGAGUAAAGAUGUCCCGAUCGAUCGCUUCAUUUUCAAAGUAUCGGAAUCGGCAAUAAAAUAUCGGACAUGCCUUUUUUAAAUAUAUAUAUAUUUUUAAUUAAAUCGUUCUCUAAUUGUAUUAACGUUACAGACAAAAUGUCUUACACUCACUUACACUCAGUCUUUAGUUUUGGCUUAAAGU
Molecule: messenger RNA, 4733 nt
Organism: Corythoichthys intestinalis (scribbled pipefish)
Lineage: Eukaryota; Metazoa; Chordata; Actinopteri; Syngnathiformes; Syngnathidae
Exons: 5
Coding region: 2470-3471 (333 amino acids)
Biological process (GO): proteolysis
Molecular function (GO): serine-type endopeptidase activity
Source: RefSeq, a predicted model, not a curated record